Trichoderma harzianum CBS 226.95 is the source of this 691-nucleotide messenger RNA. RefSeq lists its product as hypothetical. Lineage: Eukaryota; Fungi; Ascomycota; Sordariomycetes; Hypocreales; Hypocreaceae. The coding region runs from base 253 to 636 and encodes 127 amino acids. The transcript has a single exon. The record is from RefSeq and is a predicted model, not a curated record.
CACCGACGCUGGCCUGAUGAUUGGCUUCUCAGUGCCCAUUGACCUUUAAUAACCCUAUUACAGACCCUACACAUCUCACUCCCUGCACUUUCUUGUUGAUUUCUUUUCCCUUUGGUGUCAUGGGUUGGGUUCUACGCAUCAUUCUUAUCCAUUUUCGCGGUUCGGGUGGUUGGGUGCUCAAAAUCAUGAACUUUUUUUCCCCUACUUUUUUCAACGUCUGAUAUUUAUUAUCUUCAUCAUGCGUAUCCUGGGAUGGCCUGCUGGGAACCCUGGGAUAGCCUUUACGUCUUUGUGUGUGCGUGUGUAUUGGGGAAUGGACCUUUUUUCUUGAAAACAAAAAAUAAGUAUUGGAAGUUGAAGGCUGAAAGAUGCUUGCAACGGCAUUCAUUUGUGUCAGUUGUUGAGGUUAUCGUCACCACGGCCAACAAUCGAUGGCCAUAUGCGGAGGGAUGGAAAAACGUCUUGCGGGAUGACCUUUUCUCUUUUUUUCAGUCUGAGCUAAAGGGGAAGAAACGCAUGGGUAGCUGGGAGCGAUUCUGUAGCGGCUUCAUUGCGUCCUUUACCUUUGUUAGCCCGGAUGUCCUUGUAACUUCGGGGUUUUUAUCCUCUUGUGCUGUUCAUGGCAGCGGCGUUUAGCGGUGUUUGGAGGCAAUUAUGUAGUAGCUUUAAAUGUGCGGGAAAUGGAGUUGCA